AUGGCUAGCAACGAAUUCAAGCUUGUUUCACCAGCAAUUGAUAACGAAGGAGGAGGGAAACUGCCACGAUUCUAUACACAAGAAGGUGUAGGCUCAAAGUGGGAUAUAUCUCCGCCGUUAGAGUGGCAUAACCCGCCACCCAAAACCAAGAGCUUUGCCCUUGUGGUGCAGGACAUCGACGCCGUGGACCCCGCCGGGAACCCGGUGCAGCUCACCCACUGGGUUGUGGUCAACAUUCCAGCAACCGUGAGGGGGUUGCCAGAAGGAUUCUCCGGGAAAGAAGGGGAAGUGGGAGCUGAGUUUGCUGCGAUUGAAGAAGGGCUUAAUGAUUGGAAGGUGAACCUUUGGCGUGGUCCUAAGAUGCCAAACUAUGGUGAUAGGUUUGAGUUUAGGCUCUAUGCUCUUGAUUAUGAAACACACUUUGAUAAUCAGGUUACGAAGCUGAAGCUGAAGCUGUUGGACGCAAUAGCAGCGCAUACAGUGGGAGAAGCCAUAUUGACUGCUACUUUCUGAUAUAUGCAUAGCGAUCUAAAAUGCCUAAUCCGUUUAGACACCUACAGUUUUUUAUUUUAUUUUAUGGUUUUUAUAGUUAGAAAUUGUAGAAGUUGGUCACAUCAGU
This is a messenger RNA of Lotus japonicus, 619 nucleotides long. RefSeq lists its product as uncharacterized. The record is from RefSeq and is a predicted model, not a curated record. NCBI's taxonomy places the organism in Eukaryota, Viridiplantae, Streptophyta, Magnoliopsida, Fabales, Fabaceae. Bases 1 to 513 code for a protein of 170 amino acids. The transcript has 2 exons.